Messenger RNA from Psilocybe cubensis, 492 nucleotides. RefSeq lists its product as uncharacterized. Bases 1 to 492 code for a protein of 163 amino acids. The transcript is spliced from 6 exons. Lineage: Eukaryota; Fungi; Basidiomycota; Agaricomycetes; Agaricales; Agrocybaceae. Gene Ontology annotation, cellular component: cytoplasm; mitochondrion; glycine cleavage complex. The record is from RefSeq and is a predicted model, not a curated record. Gene Ontology annotation, biological process: protein lipoylation; glycine decarboxylation via glycine cleavage system.
AUGCAAUCCGCUCUGCGAACUAUGCUCCGCGCCAAAGUGCCAAUGAGGCCUUACAGGCCGAGUGCGUUGCCCACCUCUCAAGCUUUCCGUGCCGGAGUGAUGCAUUCCCGAAAUCUCCACAUUAAAAAGUAUACUGAGGAACAUGAAGUCGUGAACUAUGAUGACGCGACAGGUGUUGGCAUUGUGUCCAUCACGGACCACGCUCAAUCGGUUCUAGGGGAUGUUGUGUUCGUUGAAUUGCCUCCUGUUGGCACUUCAUUUUCUCAAGGAGACCAGCUUGGAGCCGUUGAAAGCGUAAAAGCCGCUUCAGAUAUCUACGCUCCCGUUUCCGGGACCGUCGAGGAAAUCAAUGAAGAACUCUCUGGCCAACCGGGACUCCUUAACAAGUCACCUGAAGAUAAAGGAUGGCUCGUCAAAAUGAAACUCUCCGACCCAUCUGAGCUGGACAAGCUGAUGACCUUCGAAGAAUACAAGUCGACCUACGAGGAUUGA